CAGGCAAACAGCAAACCUUAGGAAAAGGGUCUGCUAACCUAUCUGCCUUCUCUCUAGAGACACGUUCCUCUGCCACCAGAAACCACCAUGGCAGAGACCAACAGCUGGUGGAAGCUCACCUUCCUGCGGAAGAAGAAAUCCACCCCCAAGGUCCUGUACGAAAGCCCAGACAUCUAUGCUAACGAGAACCACCAGGAGGCCACACGGACAGAAGCAGGGAGCAACGGUGGCGCCGAGAGUGAAUUCAAUGCCCGGCUGGAGAAGAUCGUGGAUAAGAACACAAAAGGCAAACAUGUCAAGGUCUCCAACUCCGGGCGUUUCAAGGAGAAGAAGAAAGUGCGAGCCACGCUGGCUGAAAACCCCAACCUCUUCGCCGAUGGCGAGCGGGAGGAGAAGUGAGGCAGGGGAAAGCAGGCAUUGGGGGGAAAGCGCUGCAGGGUGGGACCAACGCCCUGAGGCCCUUGCGCAUGGACCCGUCACGACUCAGAGCCAGCCUAGAUGUCAAUUCUGUUCUCUCCGCAAAUGAAGUAACAAGGGGGCAGGGGCCACCCUGCUGUAGAUUUCAAAGACUUUCGGUCCUGACGUGCACUCGCGAAGGAGAAAGGACUCGAUACUUUUUAUUUAAUACAAAUCAUCAUAUUUAAAAUAAAUGCCACUGGGGGAUUGUCAUGAGCUGGAGGUGUCCAGGUCUUGCUCUGAAGCCUUGGAGGUGGGGAGGAGUCAAACACAGAGCAGCUCAGAGGCCUCUUGCAAACACCCUCAGCGGUGCCCAAGAGCCCGUGGCUAGAGCCAGCGGUUGAUGCAGGGGGCCAUGGGAUGGGAGGAGCCAGUUCAUUCUCAUCCACCCUGUUGUUCUACCACUGCACCUAGAAGAUGGCUGAGAAGGGCUAGGAACUUCAUCUGGCUCGGCCCUGGGGGAUUUCCCAGCAACUAGCCUCCGCUCUGUCCGCACCCACCGACACAGGAAAGGUAAACAUAAGAUUGGCUGAGAGACAGGGUUGCACCUUUUAAUACCACAGAGAUUAUUCCCUGGCCUGGGAAAGAGAAAUACUUGGCCACAGGCAGUCACCAGCUGAACUGCACCACUCAAGGCAGAAUUAGGAAUAGGACCCGUGAUCUUCAUGUCCUGGAUAGCAGCACUCAGCCAGUUGAGCUAAAGGAGAACCACCCUUAGCUGUAGCAAUAGCCUCUCUUGGCCUCUGGCUACUACAGAGCAACACUUGGAUAGAUCUGAUCUUCCAGCCAGCGGGGGGCACUGGGGUAAGAGAACUAAAGAUUCCACUGAUAGGAAAAACUGCUGCCAGUCGGGUGGGGGGUCUGGGGGCUUUGGAACGGGGUUACGGCCCUGAGAGCUUAUUUUCUUUGACUCACUUUCUCUCACUGCUGGGCACUGGCUGAUGUAGAAACCAGCUGGAGUCUGCCAGAGUGACUCUCUAAGAGGAGAAGACAGACAGUCUCGUGAUUAGCACGGGAGCACCGGGAAUGAGAAAGCCUGGACUAUGCCUCGGUUUCCUGCAAUGAGCAAUAAGGGGCCAUCUUUUGAGUCAGCUUUCGGACCAUAAUCUCACUUUUAAAGUUUCCUUCUGCACAGGUGAAAAAUGCUGAAGGACACGCUAAUGUUCCCAGUAACUUAAAUUCAAGGUUAUUUGUUAACUGCAUUCAUCUGCCUCUGAGUGGCUACCAGCCACACGUACCUGGCAGCCCAGGUGGACUUUAGCAGCAGAGAUUCUAAUAACUCACUCAUCAAGCCAUUUUGCACUCAUAAAACGCGCAUGUUUUGCUGAACUUUGUGCACAGCAGCAGCUGCUGAAUUCACGUUGUUUCUGGCCGAAGCGCCUGUUGCAAUGAUGCAGAAUUCCCCCCCCCCGGGUUACAAAAGGAAAAGUUUGCUGGCCCUUUUAAUUUCCAAGAGCCAUUUUGCUGCUGCUACUUUAGAGGCCUUGAUCUUCCUGGCUGGUGCUUUCUUCAUGUUCAGAGUCACUAAUUCAUGGGGUGGGCAGUUAAAAGGUGAACCGUUCCCCAUGCUUGUGAGAGUGAGGUUUAGCCACUGUACGCAAAGUGUAGGCCAGUUGCGGUGGCUUAUGGGGGGGUGGGGUAACACCUUGCACCCUUAAGAGACAAAACACGCUUGUAGCUCAUAGUUAGGGUUCAUAUCCGGAGCCUGACACUGAUUUGUUUUUUGAAGAUGCAUCUUUUGUAAGUGUUUAUAGAUGUUCUUUGUUAAUAAACAAACCUGAAAACAAAGGGAGCUCAGUGGUUGAUCUGUGAAAACACUCCAGGGCUUGGAUCAGAUUGAAAACUGUUCUGCUUGGAAAG
This is a messenger RNA of Terrapene triunguis (Three-toed box turtle), 2316 nucleotides long. RefSeq names its product proline rich 15 like (gene PRR15L). The transcript has a single exon. The record is from RefSeq and is a predicted model, not a curated record. Lineage: Eukaryota; Metazoa; Chordata; Testudines; Emydidae. The coding region runs from base 88 to 399 and encodes 103 amino acids.